Capsella rubella is the source of this 1410-nucleotide messenger RNA. RefSeq names its product F-box protein At3g62230. Lineage: Eukaryota; Viridiplantae; Streptophyta; Magnoliopsida; Brassicales; Brassicaceae. The record is from RefSeq and is a predicted model, not a curated record. Bases 1 to 1410 code for a protein of 469 amino acids. Gene Ontology annotation, molecular function: protein binding. The transcript has a single exon.
AUGGUUGCACCUAACCCACUUGAUGUCAUCUCUAUGCUACCAGAUUUUCUUCUGAUCCUCAUAAUAUCAUGUUUGCCAUUCAAAGAAGCCUUAAGGACCAGCGUCUUGUCGAGACGCUGGAGAGAGUUGUACCGUGAAGUAAGAAAUAUUUCGUUCAACGAGGUGCAGAUCUUGAGGACUUACGACAACAUCGAAGAUCAGCAGACUAAAAGAGCUCGGUUCGUUCAAUACAUGAUAAAUUGGGUUUCCAAUUAUGCCGGAGGAGUUAUUGAAAGCUUCGAGCUCUCCUUCUCUAGACCGGUCGGCUUCGAAGCAGAGAUGCAGGUGCUGAUCGAAUUCGCAGCCAUCAGAAAGGUCAAGAAUCUCCUUCUUGAUUUCUCGGAGCGGCGUUGGGCUAACAGAGAAGCAGUAGAAAGAGGAGAAGCAGAAAAUAUGAUUCAAAUGCCGGAGAGCUUCUACAGAGUAACCACCCUCGUGACGUUGAAGUUACUCGCCUGUCGGUUCGAUCCAUCAAAGCUUGCAGAAGCGGGUUCGAUAGAGCGCCUCUACUUUGGGUGGAUGCAAGUCAUGUUGAUCAUGCCUUUGCUGUCAAAGACACCUCUCCUCGAGAGCCUGCACAUCAAGAAUUGCUGGCAAGUUGGUCUUGAAGCGAUAACCGGAUACAACAACCGGUUAAGCAGACUGGUUUUCAAGAACUGUGGCUUCGCAGUGCAGUCCUCUACACUCGAGCUGCCAAAUGUCGAGGUCUUUAAGUAUUCUGGUAAAGUCCAUCGCUUUGGAUUCAAGAAUGUGAAUGAGCGUCUAGAUGAAGUGUCACUGGACUUCCGUCAAGAGAGAUCUUACCAUGAUGGGCUUGGAACACAGCUUUGCGAUCUCCUCUCCAGUCUUUCAUCCGCUAAGACAUUGAUGGUCUGUCCAUUUCUCCUUCAAGUGAUCCAGGUUAGGAAUCAACUGAAACGAGUAAAAGUAGACAUGGAGGCCAGACAGAUGGUGCUGAUGGCGAAUCUUGAACCUCAGGAGUUCAUUGGAAUCAGCUACAUGAUCAAUAGCUGUCCAUUUCUGGAAACCUUGACCUUCCAGUUGCUUGUUUCUAGGCCUGUCCAAAUGGCGGCACCUGAAGUCGAUCCAGAUACAUAUUGGAUGCUUACAAUCACUCAGCAUUAUUUUACGAGGUACGAGACACUGAAAAACGUUGAAAUCUGGAAUUUUGGUGCAGGGACACAUGAGUUACAGGUUCUCAAAUAUCUGAUUGGGCUCUGUCGUGAGUUGGAACGUGUGGACUUAUACAUGCCUUUGGGUCACAGUGAGAGUCAAAUGGAGAGUAUACGUGCUGCAGCUGAACUGGUCGGCGAAACUUUCGACAGGGCCUCCGACCGGCUGACGGUUUAUCUACAUGAAUCUAUGUUUUAA